Colletotrichum godetiae is the source of this 841-nucleotide messenger RNA. RefSeq lists its product as uncharacterized. The transcript has a single exon. NCBI's taxonomy places the organism in Eukaryota, Fungi, Ascomycota, Sordariomycetes, Glomerellales, Glomerellaceae. The coding region runs from base 254 to 841 and encodes 195 amino acids. The record is from RefSeq and is a predicted model, not a curated record.
AGCCGUUACUGCAAACAGGCGAAAGAAGCCAAUGUCUCGGUACUCGUACGCGCUGAGAUGGAGCAAGCUGCACGACGGUUGCAGGGCGCAUUGUCCAUCGAUGGCGGCCAACAGGAUGAGAGACAGAAAGAAACGAACCCCCAUGGGAUGAGGUGGAUGGGUUGCCAUCCCCCAGGGCCCAGCCGUUUGCGCCGCCAAAAGUGCCCGCCCAGAACUUUGAUGAUCCUUUCUGUACCACCAACCCUUGCGAUCCAUGACUAAACGCCAAUAUCCCACAUCACGAAGUGACGAAUUUAUGUUCUUGAAGCUUUCCACGCUGCCCAUAAGCUUGGAGGAGGACAGGAGACAUAUGGCAAUUGGCACGGCGGGAUGGGAAAUUGGACCGGUCACGGCACUGCUGAGGUAUGCCGAGUCGGACAAGCGCGCCACAAGGCAUGGCGAAUCUCACCAGUCGACUGCCACCUUAUCACUGUACGACAAGUCGAACUAUCGCGUCCGAGACAAGAAUUUCCAAGGCUCUUGGCAGCGAGCGUUUUCUCUCUCUCUCUGCCUGCGGCCCUGCAGUGUUCAGCAGCACCAGACACUAGGUAUUAUCAAGUUCGUGCUGUGGCGCUGGGUACUGUGCUGCUGUGCUACCUACUUACUGCACGAUAACCUCAACUCCCAAGACACCACAAGGCCAAUAGCGCCGGCUCAGCGAGCUGCCCAGGAGGCUAGGUGGCUAGGCCAGCGCAUGCCACUCCUUCACCGUUCCCUCUCGGCGCCUGCGGACCUGGAGUCUGAGGGUUCUGCUUGGUGGGAGGGCGGCAGGCCGCAGCCUUCUUGGCGGGUUUGGCUGUAA